AUGGGAUGGUCUGGCCAGUCUUGUGAUUUUGAUGAGAGCUGCUCUAGACUAGUCUAUGAUAAAACAGUCACCUCAAUUCCUGUCACUCUAAAAGCUGAUGUCAAAAUGGUCUAUUUUGUGGCCAGCCAAAUCAGUGCAAUUCCCAAAAGAGCAUUUGCCACCAAUCCUCAGCUUGAAAAUAUUGAGUUCCUUGGAACCACCACUGAUUCCAUUGAGACUGGAGCAUUUGAGGGAUUGAACAACAUCCAGUUGAUUGAGAUAUCUAACACACAACUCGAGUCAGUUCCUGUGGGAGUCUUUCAGGAUUUGAUCAGCCUAGGAACUUUGGUUCUGAAAAACAACAAAAUUCAGACUUUAAAGAAGGGCGUAUUUGAUGGUCUUAAGAAUCUCAGGAACUUACAACUGCACAUGAAUGAGAUUUCCUCCAUAGAGGAAGGCACAUUUGAUCAGCUCGAAAGUCUUCAGACUCUUCAUCUCGCAAAGAAUAAUCUCAGCUCCAUUUCAUCAUCUCUCAUUUCAGGAUUGAGGAAACUCAAAGUGAUACUGUAUGAAAUUGAACUGACAUCCCUACCUACGUGUAGUGACAUACUUGACAAUCUACAAAAUCUUACAGAGAUUGCUUUACAGAGCAACAAAAUAUCAUAUAUACAGCCACAAUUAAUUCUACAUAAAGAUACAUUACAAAAGUUACUUCUAGACAACAACCUAUUAACAGAUUUGCCACCACGGAUGUUCGUCAACUUUCCAUUACUUAAAACAUUGACGCUACACAGUAAUCAACUGUCAUAUCUGCCCACAGACUUAUUUGGAGAAAUGGCUAAAUUAGAGUUAAGUUUUAAGAGCAACAAUCUCAGCACACUUCCUCCAGGAGGUCUGAGAGUCCUUUCAAAAUUGCGUAAAUUGGAUCUGUCAGAGAAUCAGUUUCAAACUAUAACAGGGGAGUUGUUUGAUGGUUUAGCAAACAUGACCGAUCUUAAUCUUCAGAACAAUUUCAUAAAUUAUCUUAUUUCAGACAAUUUUGAGAAAGUCAAAUCUCUCUCAACCCUAAAACUUUCAAACAACAAAUUGAAAUGGCUUCCAGAUGAUGUUUUCUGUUCUCUUCCAAAAUUGAGUAAAUUAUACCUGGAUGGCAAUCCUUGGCAUUGUGACUGUAGCCUGAUACCAUUUUACAAAUGGAUGAAAUCAAAUCCAAGAAUCUUAAAAUCUGCAGUACAAUGUGUCUCACCUGAUUCUCUGAAAGACCAAGAGGUCAUCAGCCUAGAAGAGAUUGACUUCAUAUGUCCAUCCACUCUGCCAACGGAAGUUUAA
Messenger RNA from Sardina pilchardus (European sardine), 1308 nucleotides. Its product is annotated as leucine-rich repeat-containing protein 15-like. NCBI's taxonomy places the organism in Eukaryota, Metazoa, Chordata, Actinopteri, Clupeiformes, Clupeidae. The record is from RefSeq and is a predicted model, not a curated record. Gene Ontology annotation, cellular component: plasma membrane. Gene Ontology annotation, molecular function: protein binding.